Eucalyptus grandis is the source of this 2006-nucleotide messenger RNA. RefSeq lists its product as uncharacterized. The record is from RefSeq and is a predicted model, not a curated record. The transcript is spliced from 2 exons. The coding region runs from base 372 to 1628 and encodes 418 amino acids. Lineage: Eukaryota; Viridiplantae; Streptophyta; Magnoliopsida; Myrtales; Myrtaceae.
GAAACCCUCCCCCUUAUUACUGUGCGUUGCUUUUCUUUAAACUUCACCUCGUGUUUCCAUAACUUCCGAAGCAUCCCCCCUUUAGACGUUGCUCCCAAAGCCUAAAACCUCUGCGACCCUCUCUCUCUCUCUCUCUCUCUCUCUCUCCUCGUCGUGAUCGCAAUUCGGCAGCCGAUCCCUCCGUUCUUGGACGACCCUCGUUUCCUUUGCCGCCAACGAGGCCGGGGAUCGUUGGCUCGAGGAGUUCCCUCUCCGACGGGUGGGUGGCCCUUCUCCUUGUUCUUGCUCUGCUGCAACCUGCAGAGAAUUUUUCUGGGGUUUUUGAACGCCCGGUUUUCUUUUUUUCCGGGGGAGUCUUGGUCGGGUCGAGGAUGGGCAGUUGGAGGGGACAGAGGGGUUCUUCUCGUCAUCAAGGUGGUCAGGGGACCAGAUCGCUGGCAAGAAAGCCGCCGCUCGGCUGUUGGCAGCCAGCCGUGCCAACAUGGGAGAAGGAAUUCUGCAAAUCGGUUGGCUCAGUUACCUGGCGCAGGCUCUUGGAUGCAAAGAAGUACUUGCACAUACAUGACAAGGUAGUCAAAUGGAAUGACUCAGCUGUUGAGGAGGCGUUUCACAACGCAAAGGAACGGUAUUGGGCAGAGAUCAAUGGGCUUCCGUGUUGUAUCUCUCUGCCUGAUCCAGAUAUCCAUAUAGACAUAGUAGAUUGGGAAUCCAAAAUGGACCCUGAACUGCUUCUGGACUUGGAGCGAGGACCUGAGGCUUUCUAUGGCAGUAAUAGCGGUCAAACGGUUAUCUUUGGCAAUGUCUUAUCUAAUUUAUCCUUUGCAUGUGAUGGAUGGGGAGAUGUUGAAGAGGAAUGGCCAAAGGAUCAGACAUCUCGGAAGGUCAUUGAUGAUUGUGUGGGUGGCGAAAAUGUUUGUGGAGCUGAUCCCGCAGAGCAAGUCACAGCUGAUGCUGAUGCUCUUUGGGGCUCGAAGCAGGGCCAUUUUCAGGGCCAGAGCCAGUGGAUUGGCAGACAAGAGGAUUUAGAGAAUGACAAAGUCAAGACUGUCGACAAUUGGGACAACUGGGAUUGGGAUAAGAUGAAUAGAGAACUUGAACCUACGGGGUGCGAAAAUACACAUGGAGUUGAUUCUGUGGAUCGAGAUGCAGCUGCUUGUGACCCUUUUUGGGGUUUGAAGCGAGAAUGUUCUCAGGGGUGGACUCAGGAGGUCAGUGCUCAACAGGAUUCUGAUGUAAAGAAGUUGGAGAACGGCCAUGAUGGAACUGGCAACAACUGGGACACACGGGAUUGGAACAACACGAAUAGAGAACUCAAACACAAAUCGGGCGGAAAAACAUAUGGAUCUAGUCCUGUGGAGCAAAUGGCAGCUGAUGGUGACCCUAUUUUGGCUUCAAAGCAGACCCCAUCUCAGCAGUGGAAUCAGUGGGUUAGUACUUCAGAGAACAGGCAAUAUAUGGCCAGUGACAAUUGGGAUACCUGGGAUUGGGAUAAGAUGAAUAGAGAACUCCAACCUCAUAGACAAUUUAUCCCAAGACACAAGCGCGCAGGAUUUGGCCGGAAUGACAAGCAAAUAAGGUAUGGAUGGAACCACGGUAAAGGGAUGAAGCAGAAUAAUUUCGUUUAUUGAUAUUUGUGCUGCAGUCUGCGUCUUAUAGCCUUUUAUUCUUUGAGAUCCCUUACUCCUCUGUAUCGUGGAUAAACAGGGGUAAGGUGACCGUUUUUUAUCUGCGGUAAUUAGCAUUGUUUUGUUGGGCUGUACAUGUCAUUCUCUGUGUAUUUCGCAUAUUUUUAGAGCUGAGCGGAGUCUGUUUUGCCGUAGCUUAGUAAUUCGUGUUGUGUUCACAAUUUUGUCCGACGAGUCUGGAAGAUUCGUCAAGUCUAAGCGUUGAUUACUUCUGGUUGCCCUACGUAGUUUCUUUGCUGUAAUGAUCAAGUAUGAAGUAUAAGCAAGAGCAGUUAUUACAGAGUUGUGUCCUGAAAAAGGAAUGCCAUUCAAUUCAUUGGA